UUUGAAAGGCAACGGGGUCAAUGGAUGCCUAGCUUGUAACGACGUCGUUCGCUGCAGAGCCAAACCCAAAUUCCACCCGCACCCACCAUCCCUCAACUCUCUCUCUGCUUUGACCAUUUCCCUCUCUCUUUUGACUCAUAAGUUUAUCGAAGUUGGGUCCUUCCAAUGCUUCAACCCUCAAUGUUUCGUUGAGCUCUGCUGAUGAUAAGCGAUAAUCUCGAUUGAAGACUCAUCUGUUCCCGGGAAAAUCCUCGUGGAAUCCGCUGGAUUUCAACUUUUAGCAAUGGCCGCCACCAGCGAUAUAAAUGGCAAUGGGGAAAUAGAAAUAUGUAAUUCCAAAGAAGGAGAAGAAGCUCAAAAUGCUUUCCACUUUGUUACAUCUCAAAAAACCCUAUUGAAUGAUGAACUCACACAAAGAAGAUCCCCUAUUUCCAUUGAUGUGGUAGCUCCUAUGAGGAAAAGAUUCUUCAAAUUUGGUUCAGCAUCUGCUAGGUUCCAGCAGAUUGCUAAGGAGAAAGACGACGUUUCACGAUCCGUGCAUUCUUCAUCGAGUGGUCAUCAUUUUCGAGAACGUAUAAGUGGAGUAUUUUCUAAGAAGAUUGAUUGGGAUUCACUCAUGAACAUGAGCAAAACAUGGAUUAGAGACCCGAUGAACAUAGCUCUUUUCAUUUGGAUCAUUGGUGUUGCUGUUUCAGGUGCAAUUCUGUUCUUGGUCAUGACCGGGAUGCUAAACGCUGCAUUGCCGAAAAAGUCCGAACGAGAUGUUUGGUUCGAAGUCAACAAUCAAAUUCUUAAUGCAUUGUUUACCCUUAUGUGUCUAUACCAACAUCCAAAACGGAUAUACCAUCUCAUACUUUUAUCUAGAUGGAAAGCUGAAGAUGUUACCAAACUUAGAAAGCUUUACUGCAAGGAUGGGACUUACAAGCCUCAUGAAUGGGCGCACAUGUUGGUGGUUAUAAUUCUCCUAAAUGUGAACUGUUUUGCUCAGUAUGCACUUUGUGGGCUGAAUCUUGGUUACAGGAGGGCUCGACGUCCAGCCAUAGGAGUAGGAAUAUGCAUAUCGGUUGCAAUCGCUGCACCGGCCAUUGCAGGCGUCUAUUCCAUAAUUAGCCCCUUGGGGAAGGAUUACGACUCUGAAAUCGACGAGGAAUCGCAGCUUCAGUCGAAAUCACUUGAGAAAAUAUAUUCAUUUGCUACAAGAGACGAGCACGAGAACAGAAUUAUCGAAAACAAUCCCGAGUGGAGUGGUGGAAUACUUGACUUUUGGGAUGACAUAUCUCUAGCAUACCUCUCCCUUUUCUGUAGCUUUUGCGUGUUUGGAUGGAAUAUGGAGAGACUGGGAUUUGGCAAUAUGUAUGUCCAUAUUGCAACAUUCAUUCUGUUCUGUAUGGCUCCUUUCUGGAUUUUUCUCUUAGCUGCUGUAAAUAUUGAUAACGAAACUGUCAGGACAGUGAUGGCCGUUACUGGGGUUGUUCUUUGUGUAUUUGGUUUACUUUAUGGCGGUUUUUGGCGGAUUCAGAUGAGAAAGAGAUACAAUUUGCCUGCAUAUAGCUUUUGUUUUGGCAAGUCCGCUGUGGCUGACUGCACUCUAUGGCUUUUCUGUUGUUGGUGUACUCUAGCACAGGAGGCGCGGACUGGGAAUUCUUAUGAUAUAGUACACGAGAUGUUCUACAGAAAACGCGACGAGAGUAGUCAGGUGCUCGGUGAAGAUAGCAAACCCGAUUCGGGUUCUCCGGUGGCAAACAUCUCGAACCCGUCUAACUCAAGGGGCUAUUAUAGUCCAGAAAGGCCUCUUGCGGAAGGUGCAGGUAAAACUAUGAUGCCACCUUCUCCUUCUUUGCUUCAGAGAGAAACAACUUAACUCAUUUGGUAUGUGGAUUGAAAUAUGUAUAGUUUUUUGUGUAUUUAUGAUGAUUUUGUAUGAAUGAAUCAACUUCAAACUGAAUUUAAAGAUCAGAAAGAACCAUCACACAAUAUCUUUGUUAUGAACUGUUCAUGUUCGUUCACUGCAAUCAUUGUCACACAAUA
Cucurbita pepo subsp. pepo (vegetable marrow) is the source of this 2028-nucleotide messenger RNA. RefSeq lists its product as uncharacterized. NCBI's taxonomy places the organism in Eukaryota, Viridiplantae, Streptophyta, Magnoliopsida, Cucurbitales, Cucurbitaceae. The record is from RefSeq and is a predicted model, not a curated record. Gene Ontology annotation, biological process: sesquiterpene biosynthetic process. Gene Ontology annotation, molecular function: cyclase activity.